Messenger RNA from Fukomys damarensis (Damara mole-rat), 3635 nucleotides. RefSeq names its product oxysterol binding protein like 1A (gene Osbpl1a). Gene Ontology annotation, molecular function: cholesterol binding; protein binding. The coding region runs from base 3 to 2855 and encodes 950 amino acids. The record is from RefSeq and is a predicted model, not a curated record. NCBI's taxonomy places the organism in Eukaryota, Metazoa, Chordata, Mammalia, Rodentia, Bathyergidae. The transcript has 27 exons. Gene Ontology annotation, cellular component: cytosol; membrane; intracellular membrane-bounded organelle.
ACAUGAACACAGAAGCAGAACACCGACUUCUCCAUCACGCCAGAAACGGCAAUGCUGAAGAAGUAAGGCAGCUAUUAGAAAUCAUGGAGAAGAACGAAGUAAUGGCUGACAUAAAUUGCAAAGGAAGAAGUAAGUCUAAUUUGGGCUGGACGCCUCUUCAUCUGGCAUGCUAUUUUGGACAUAGACAAGUGGUCCAGGAUCUGUUGAAGGCCGGUGCGGAAGUGAAUGUGUUAAACGACAUGGGAGAUACGCCGCUCCAUCGAGCUGCUUUUACAGGAAGAAAGGAGUUGGUGAUGCUUCUCUUAGAAUAUAAUGCUGAUACUACAGUGGUAAAUGGGAGUGGACAGACAGCAAAAGAAGCCACUCAUGACAAAGAAAUCAGGAACAUGCUUGAAGCAGUAGAAAGGACUCAACAAAGAAAACUUGAAGAAUUGCUCUUAGCAGCAGCAAGAGAAGGCAAAAUAGCAGAUCUCACAACUCUGCUCAACAGGCCCAAUCCUCCUGAUGUUAACUGUGCGGAUCAGUUAGGAAAUACACCCUUGCAUUGUGCGGCUUACCGGGCCCAUAAGCAGUGUGCCUUAAAGCUUCUCAAAAGUGGAGCAGACCCUAAUCUGAAGAACAAAAAUGAUCAGAAACCUCUUGACCUUGCCCACGGUGCUGAAAUGAAACACAUCCUUGUUGGUAAUAAGGUCAUCUACAAAGCAUUGAAACGAUAUGAAGGCCCUCUAUGGAAGAGUUCAAGAUUUUUUGGCUGGAGAUUAUUCUGGGUAGUGUUAGAACAUGGAGUCCUUUCAUGGUAUCGGAAACAGCCUGAUGCAGCCCAUAAUAUUUAUCGCCAAGGAUGCAAACAUCUGACUCAAGCAGUAUGCACGGUAAAGUCCAGUGACAGCUGCCUCUUCUUUAUUAAAUGCUUUGAUGACACCAUUCAUGGCUUCAGGGUUCCUAAGAACAGCCUUCAGCAGUCGCGGGAGAACUGGCUGGAAGCAAUCGAAGAGCAUUCUGCUUAUAGCACCCACUACUGUUCCCAGGACCAGGUGACCGAGGAUGAAGAGGAAGAUGCAGUUUCUGCUGUGGAUUUGAAGGAAUCCUUACAGAAAGCACAAGCAUGUCAACAGAGACUUGAUACGGAAAUUUCCAACUUUCUCAAAAUGAUGAAGGAGUAUGACAUGGCUAAAGAAAUGCUUCCAUUAUUUCUUCAGAAAGUUGAAGUAGUCUCAGAAGCGUCUAGAGAAACCUCUGUAGCUCUGGGUGAUUGCCUUAGCCUGUUUGCUAAACAAGAAGAGGUGAGGAAUUUAAAAUUGGAACAAGAGCAAGAGAAAAACAAAAUCUUGUCAGAAGCGCUGGAGGCUCUCGCCACAGAGCAUCAUGAACUAGAGCAGUCUCUGGUUGAAGGGUCCCCGCCUCGCAGCAUCCUUAGUGAGGACGAGUUCUAUGAUGCGCUGUCAGAUUCCGAGUCAGAGAAGUCCCUGAGUCGACUGGAAGCAGUGACAGCAGAGUCCUUUGAAGAGGAAGAAGAGCACGUGAGCAGUAGAAAACACAGAAUGUCCGAAGGGAAGGAUUGUGGUGGAGGAGAUGCUCUCUCCAAUGGCAUCAAAAAGCACCGAACAAGUUUGCCCUCUCCUAUGUUUUCCAGAAAUGACUUCAGUAUCUGGAGCAUCCUCAGAAAAUGUAUUGGAAUGGAACUCUCCAAGAUCACGAUGCCAGUGAUAUUUAAUGAGCCUCUGAGCUUCCUGCAGCGACUAACUGAAUACAUGGAGCACACUUACCUCAUCCACAAGGCCAGUUCCUUUUCUGACCCCGUGGAAAGAAUGCAGUGUGUAGCUGCCUUUGCAGUGUCUGCCGUGGCCUCGCAGUGGGAGAGGACCGGGAAGCCCUUCAACCCGCUGCUGGGGGAGACCUACGAGUUAGUGCGAGAUGACCUUGGAUUCAGACUCAUCUCUGAGCAGGUCAGCCAUCACCCCCCAAUCAGUGCGUUUCACGCUGAAGGAUUAAACAACGAUUUCAUCUUCCAUGGCUCCAUCUAUCCAAAACUGAAGUUCUGGGGGAAGAGUGUAGAAGCAGAACCAAAAGGAACCAUCACCUUGGAGCUCCUUGAACACAAUGAAGCAUAUACAUGGACAAAUCCUACCUGCUGUGUGCACAAUAUCAUUGUGGGUAAACUCUGGAUUGAGCAGUAUGGCAAUGUGGAAAUCACAAACCACAAGACUGGGGACAAAUGUGUGUUGAAUUUUAAGCCAUGUGGCCUUUUUGGUAAGGAAUUGCACAAAGUUGAAGGCUACAUUCAAGAUAAAAGCAAAAAGAAGCUCUGUGCACUCUACGGGAAGUGGACCGAAUGUCUGUACAGUGUUGACCCUGCCACUUUUGAGGCCUACAAAAAAAAUGAUAAGAAAAACACUGAAGAGAAGAAGAACAGCAAACAGGUGAGCACCUCGGAGGAGUCAGAUGAGAUGCCCAUGCCGGACUCCGAGAGCGUGUUCGUCAUCCCUGGCAGCGCCCUCCUGUGGCGAAUAGCCCCGCGGCCUCCAAACUCUGCCCAGAUGUAUAACUUCACUAGCUUUGCCAUGGUUCUGAAUGAAGUGGACAAGGAAAUGGAGAGUGUGAUCCCCAAGACCGACUGCAGGCUGCGGCCUGACAUCCGAGCCAUGGAGAAUGGAGAGAUAGAUCAAGCUAGCGAAGAAAAAAAGCGGCUUGAGGAGAAACAAAGAGCGGCCCGCAAAAACAGGUCCAAGUCAGAAGAGGAUUGGAAGACGAGGUGGUUCCAUCAGGGCCCCAACCCCCACAAUGGAGCACAGGACUGGAUUUACUCUGGCAGCUACUGGGACAGAAACUACUUUAAUUUGCCUGACAUUUAUUAAAAUGCAGUUGAGUCCGGAUGUUUGGCUGAUCUACAAAUAAGUCUUAAACCUAUGUUUUUAAAUUUUUUCCUUGGUUUCUACUCAUCUUUUAGAAGAAAAAAAAAUCUGCUCAUAACUUGCAUUUCAUCCAACAAGGUAGGGCAUAUGGUGACAUUGGGUGGUGAAAGUCUUAUGAAAAAUGUGUAAUAAUUUUCCUGUUCAUACUUAUUUGGAAUAUUUAUAGGGGUAAAAACUGCUGGAGAUGAUUUUUCUGGUUGCUAAAUGUAACUCUAGCUUUACAGGAUUAUAUAAUCCCAGAUCAAGUUAUUUUGACUAUUUUUAUGCUGUCAUGCUUGAAUGUUUUAGAUGUAACUUUGACAUGUUUAGAAUUCUCCUAUACAAUGUGCUGAAACAGGCUGUCAUUUUGUAAAGUAAAUUAAUAAGAUGGCUUUUAAUCAUAUUAAUCAUCUCAAUUUUAUCCCUUCCCUAUCCCAAGAGAAAAAGAAAAAGCCUGAAUAUUCUGAAUAGGGAUUCCCAAUUUGAAAAUUCUAAAGAAUUAAACUGGGAAAGGUAUUUCAUUUACAUAUGUUAGUGCUCCUUACUUUUAGUUUUCUGUAAUCAUUGUCAUUAAAAUGUUUGAACUGCAAAUAUGUAUAAAAUCUAGCAAUUCACAGAUGCCCUAGAAAUAGGUUUUAAUCACUAUCACAUAAUGACGAACCUUUUUAAAGGAGUCAACUUCCAGUGGCAGCUGCCACCCAAGCGUUUACACUGUACUCAUGUAUGUAUUGUAAGUAUCAACUG